Molecule: messenger RNA, 1935 nt
Organism: Ilex paraguariensis (yerba mate)
Lineage: Eukaryota; Viridiplantae; Streptophyta; Magnoliopsida; Aquifoliales; Aquifoliaceae
Source: the annotation of a GenBank genome assembly
AAAUGGGGUAUCUCUGGUGAUUGGUGACGAGAAAGAAAAGGUUAUGGGGUCCAAGAAAAAUAGUGGUAACAAGGCCUCAGAGGUGAUCAAUGUUGAGAAAGAAAAAGUUACAAGGUCCAAGGGAAAGAGUCAUCGACCAAAGAAUCAGAGCCAGCGCAACAGGCUAACCAGUCAUUCACAUCAGGUGGGGAGGAGUGCUAAUGGAAAGCAGUUGGAAACCAACAAGCACAAGAAAGAAGGAGAAGUGGGGCGUAGGGAAGAAAAACAGUUAGUGAGAGAACAGAUAAUCAGCAUGCUUAAGAAAGCAGGAUGUACUGUUGAAUAUAGACCCAGGCAAAGCAGAGAGUACCUCGAUGCAGUAUAUGUCGAUCCUGAAGGAAGAACUUACUGGUCAGUCACCUUGGCCUACAGGAAGCUUAAAGAGAAAGUUGAAGAUGGAGUUGCUGACAAUAAGACCAUUUCUGCCUUUAUUCCUAUACCGGAGGAGGUGUUUCAGCAAACUUUUUAGGGUGACACGAGUGAAAAUGGAGAAAGGUAUCAAAGUGAAGACUAAGAAAAGAAUCACUGGAAAGAAGUUGUUUAAGAAUAAAUCUUCUACAAACAGCAUGGGAGGCUUGAAGGUGAGAGGAAAUCUUAAUUCUGCCAUAGGGCCAGGUGAUAAAUCAUCAAAUAAAAAAAUGAAAGGAAACACAUUGCAUUGUGAACAAGGGAAAUAUACUGGGAAGCGCAGUCUUCUUUCCUGAAUGAUUGACUUGGGAACCAUUCUGCCUGGUGGGAAGGUGCAGUAUAUGGACAGUAUAAGGACAAGAGUACUGCUUGAGGGACAGAUUAACAGAGACGGCAUUCAAUGUGGUUGCUGUCAUGAAAUACUUGGAAUUUCAAAUUUUGAGUCACAUGCUGGAUGUCAACUGUAUCAGCCAUUUGAAAAUGUAUACUUACAGUCUGGUGUUUCUCUUAUGCAAUGCCUAGUUGUUUCAUGGAGUAAACAAGAAGAGAAUAAGAAUAUUGGAUUCCAUGUUGUGGAUACUGAUGGUGAUGACCCCAAUGAUGAUACAUGCAACAUCUGUGGAGAUGGUGGUGUCUUGAUCUGUUGCAAUGGAUGCCCGUCAACAUUCCAUCAAAGCUGCUUAGACAUCCAAAAGUUCUCUUGUGGUUAUUGGCGAUGUCUCUACUGUUCAUGCAAAUUCUGCGGGACAGUUGAUGGGAGCACUUCUCAGAAGGAUGAUAAUUAUGAUACAUGUGUGAAUGAACUGCUUUCAUGCCGUUUGUGUGAGGAAAAAUUCCACCAAUUGUGCAUCCAGGGUAAGGAUGCUAUAGAUGUUAAUUCCAAACAUCCAUCUUUUUGUGGGAGGAACUGCCAGCAGCUCUUUGAGCGACUACAGGCUCUUCUGGGCACCAAACAUGAACUGGAAGAAGGAUUUUCAUGGACUCUUCUUCAACAUUGUGAUGUUAUUGGUGAUAAUUCGCUUAUUGGUGCUCCCCUAAAGGUUGAAUGUAACUCCAAGUUAGCUGUUGCAUUGUCUAUUAAGGAUGAGUGCUUUCUGCCAGUUACUGACGAGAGAAGUGGGAUCAGUAUGAUUCAUAAUGUUGUCUACAGCUGUGGGUCAAACUUUAGGCGGCUGAAUUACAGUGGCUUCUACACGGCUGUUUUAGAGAGGGGGGAUGAAAUUAUCUCGGCAGCAUCUAUAAGAGGUUAUUUCUUGCAUCAUCUACAUCAAUGCAUAGCUUUUAGAGUAUUGGGGCAUAACUGUGUCCCACUACGUGACUUUUAAGAGCAUGAUGAGAAAAUAUUGUCUGUGGAUAUACAUUACUUCAGAAAUUGAGAAAUUCAAUUGGGUUUGUAGAUGUCAUCAUAGGAUCAUAUUCACCAUUGUGACCAUGGUAAUAAAGUUCAUGUACCUGCCUGUUUUACAAAUUUUACUUGUUGAGCUUUCU